Argentina anserina (silverweed cinquefoil) is the source of this 375-nucleotide messenger RNA. RefSeq names its product class V chitinase-like. Gene Ontology annotation, cellular component: extracellular region. The record is from RefSeq and is a predicted model, not a curated record. Gene Ontology annotation, biological process: chitin catabolic process; carbohydrate metabolic process. The transcript is spliced from 2 exons. Gene Ontology annotation, molecular function: chitin binding; chitinase activity. NCBI's taxonomy places the organism in Eukaryota, Viridiplantae, Streptophyta, Magnoliopsida, Rosales, Rosaceae. The coding region runs from base 1 to 375 and encodes 124 amino acids.
AUGUCGUAUGAUUACUAUGGUCCUUGUUACGCCGAAGGCAAAACAAAGACUUACCCGCCAGCUGCAUUGUACAACGGUGGAUCAACCAGUCUCAUCAACGGAGACGCCGGAAUUGUGUCGUGGAUUAACAAAGCCGGCAUCUCAAUCAAGAAGAUAGUUAUUGGUCUUCCACUAGGCUGCAUGGAAUCGGAAGCGGGGACGUGGAAGCAAAGCGGCUAUAACCAGAUUAGGGAUUUGAUCAGCCACGGGUUUCAGACAGUGUACAAUGCGACCGUGGUUAGUAACUAUUGUUACAGUGGGACGACUUGGAUUGGUUACGAUGGUAUGCAGAGUAUUAGUGCCAAGGUUUCGUAUGCUAAACGAAAGUUUUUUUGA